Messenger RNA from Trichoderma breve, 855 nucleotides. RefSeq lists its product as uncharacterized. Bases 1 to 855 code for a protein of 284 amino acids. Lineage: Eukaryota; Fungi; Ascomycota; Sordariomycetes; Hypocreales; Hypocreaceae. The record is from RefSeq and is a predicted model, not a curated record. The transcript has 3 exons.
AUGUCCUCAACGCCAUGGAUCUUCAUCUGCGCCUCCAGCAGAGGCAUCGGCAAUGCCCUCACCCGCCACAUCUUGCGACGCACGGCUCGCUUACCCACGCCGAUCCCGGUUCUCGCAACUACGCGGCAUCCUGAUCUGGCAGUGGCCAAGGCGGCGCUUCUUAAAGAUCUGCUCAAUGACGAGUCUACCAUUGCGUCUGCCGCCCAAGAGGCCCAGAAUCUGUUCCCCAAAGACUCGCAUCACCUGCAUCUCGCCUGCGUGCUUCCGGGCGUGCUGCUCAACCCGGAGAAAUCGCCGGCGCAGGUCGACGCGGACGCAGCGUUGCAGUCGUUCCGGAUCAAUGCCGUCGGACAGCUGCUAGUGGCGAAGCAUUUCUUUGGGUUCCUGCCCAGGAAGGGGACUGCGAUGCCGCAGCCGGGAUACGAGUACGACGAGGACGUGGACGAAGAAGACGACGAUUAUGAAGGUGAAGAUGAGGACGAGGCGGAGGAAGAGGUGAUGCGUCUCCCUCAACACGCAACUUGGCUCAACAUGUCGGCGAGAGUGGGAUCCACGACGGAUAAUCGUGCGGGAGGCUGGUUCUCGUAUCGCGCCAGCAAGGCGGCUGUUAAUAGCAUCACCAAGAGCCUGGACAUACAGCUGCGAACCAGGGCGGGCGACAAUGCCAUGGCGGUGGCGUAUCAUCCCGGCACGGUCAAGACGGAGCUGAGCAAGGACUUCUGGAGUGGUGUUCCGAAGGAGAAGCUGUUCAGUACUGAGUAUGCGGCCGAGAGACUCAUGGAUGUAGUAUGUGGCUUGGGGGUGAACGACAGAGGGAGAUGUUGGGACUGGAAAGGGACAGAGAUUCCUCCUUGA